Molecule: messenger RNA, 887 nt
Organism: Phlebotomus papatasi
Lineage: Eukaryota; Metazoa; Arthropoda; Insecta; Diptera; Psychodidae
Gene: Jhbp16
Exons: 4
Coding region: 74-817 (247 amino acids)
Source: RefSeq, a predicted model, not a curated record
UUCUUCGAGAGAGUGAGAUGACUUUGCGUGAUACAAUAGGAGAUUCUUCGUGGACGCACCAAGGCAAGUCGCCAUGAAGAGGAUCGUGGGAUUACUGUUAAUAGUCAUUCAUUGUCUUAGUCUGGCUUUUGGUCAAGUAGAGGAAGUUAUGGAUAUCUUUAGUGAUUGCCGAAAGUCUGCACCGGACUUUGAUGAGUGCAUCAAGAGAGCAUUCAAUGAUCUUCGUCCUCUGUUUCCUGUUGGAAUACCCGAACUCAAUGUGGCUCCCUUUGAUCCUCAUCGAUCGCCAUACGUUGAACAGAGAAGAGGUGAUGCUAGGGGUCUUGGGGGCUUCCGGCUGAUCCUGACCAAUGUCUCUGAGCACGGAUGGACAAAUUCAGAAGUGACCAAGUACAGCACUGAUGCACAGAACAAUCGUAUCGUUUAUUCCCAGUUCUUCCCGGAAAAGAGUUUGGAUGGCCACUACAUGUUCAAGGCUCAGGCUCUGGGAACGCCCACGAGUACCAAGGGAGUGUGGAACUUGACUCUGUAUAACUACAGUCAGACAACGAGCGUCACGCGAAUUGGCGGGCCAGGAGGACUUCUCAAAGUCAGAGUGGAAAUUGAUAAAAUUGGCGAUAUGUCGAUGCACAUUUCUAAUUUCUUCGGAGGAAGACCGGUUUUAGAAAAUAUUGCCGAUGUUGUGAUUAAUUCAAUGUGGCAAACGGGAUUUCCAUUCAUCAAACCACUGAUUAAUGAUCUUGUCAGCACUGCAUUUACUGAUAUAUUUAAUGAAUCAUUCCGACAUUUCCCUUUAGACAGAUUCAUCAAAGACUAACUCUGUCUGAUAAGUGAUAUCAUUGUUUUUUUUGUAAAUAAAAUAGGAUUUUUUUAAUACUUUUUCAUAA